CAGAAUUUCAUAAUAAUUUUACGUUUUUAUCUACUGGAACGGGAUUAGCAAUUGCGAACAUCGUUUGAAAUGCUAACGAUUAUCGUUGUGUUCUUUAAUUUGACAAUUACAGUUUUUACACUCGGAAAGUUUCUGCCUUUGAAAUUUUUUACUAAGAAAUUUUUUGGACUGUUAACAAAAUGCCUUCGAUUAUUACUUCUAUAUGUCGUAUUUACUUCUUGGCGUCAGCCUUCACCGAGUUUCCCACUCAUUGUUGAGAAUGAAAGGUUCGAUGUGUUAAGAAGCAGUGGCAUUUCGUCGAAGCAUGCAUCUGGCAUUUACCUCUCAUCGCCAGAGAAGUGCGUCUCUGACUGUGACCAGAGCUUGCACUGCAUGGUUGCUCUCACCACCGCAGACCUCAAUCUUUACUACUCCUGUCUUCACUUCGAACAUCCCCCAGCCUUCUUCGGUGCCGUGCCUUGCAACCACUCCUCGUCGCUCAUCUACCUGAAGAAAUCCAUCGUUGAUGAAGGAAGCUUUUGGGGGGAAGUAUUUUACUUCUUAAGUCCUCAUGAAAUGACGUAUGUUGAAGCUGUCGAGUUUUGUGAUCGCAAGGACUUUUACCAACUGGCGCAUCAGUGGCGGGAUUCUAGCAUCUGGACAGUCCUGGGCAGUCACAUGGUGGGACUGGUCGCUUCUAGAGACGUUUCUUAUCCGGGAAUAUUCUUCAAUUUUGUCGACGCUGACUACAAGAGUCAACAAAUCAGACAAUCAUUUGAGCUGCACGCCGUGAACCUGGGAAAUAUUUCCGGUCGCCUACGGCUACAAAUCGGCCUUGUUUACAAAGCGUUUAAUUACGUCGUCCCAAUUAAAAAUUCAUCGGCAAAGGCCUUUGCCUUGUGCCAGGGUGAUUUUUUCAACAUAAUGGAAAUGGCAAACCAAAAGUUUCCUGGACUAUGUCUGUUUUAAAAUUAUUUUUUAGUCUUCGAGUAUCUAGUUUGCGGCGACGACGAAGACUUCGUGAUGUCCCCACAAUAAUUUUAAAGCUGGACAAGUCAUGUUGAUAAAAAUAAUAUGAAGCAGCGGUGAUGAAAACAGUAAGUAGUGAAAUGUAUUGAAUAGUUGUAGCUGAAAUUUCUGGUUGGUGUUCUUAUGUUGGUUUUAAAAAAGGCGCCAUGUGUGAGUAUUUUAAAACGACCGCGUCGAUUUGUUCAUACGAUUUGACUCACGAAUUGACGACCGAUUAUUUUAUAUAUCUGCUAAACGUUUUAGGUAAUGAUUAUUUUUGUACCAAUCAAGCUAGAAUAAUUUCUAUAUACAUUUGACAAUCCUUAUUCUUUAA
Molecule: messenger RNA, 1321 nt
Organism: Hyalella azteca
Lineage: Eukaryota; Metazoa; Arthropoda; Malacostraca; Amphipoda; Hyalellidae
Exons: 4
Coding region: 70-948 (292 amino acids)
Source: RefSeq, a predicted model, not a curated record